Molecule: messenger RNA, 1357 nt
Organism: Spirodela intermedia
Lineage: Eukaryota; Viridiplantae; Streptophyta; Magnoliopsida; Alismatales; Araceae
Source: the annotation of a GenBank genome assembly
AUGACUAUAAUAGGAGCGAAUCUACGCCUACUUCUCUCUCGAGGUUUGAUUCUGCAGAUAAUUUUAACAGAAAAAAACAAAACUCUAUUGAGACAGGUUAAGUCUUGAGGUAACGAAACCCAUCUGUGUCAUAUCAAUGCUGGGUCGAGUGAACCAAUUUUGAAGGAAAACACAUUUGUUUCACGUAAUUUCCGCUCGAAAUGCAUUUCAACCGCUUGCUUCGAUCAUUUGAUAUGUUUCUCCAUAGAGGUCCCGACAAACCUAGAUGGGAUCUUCUACCCAUCACGCCCUAUGAUGGGCGACUGUCUCUUCGUCUUCUACCCAUCACGCCCUAUGACAGCGAUUUGGGGUUGAAAUUUGAGGUGGAUGCUAGGGGGGGAGGGUGGGGUGGAGAUGUGGCUAGGAGGAGGUUUGGGGCUGAGUCAGAUUUUUUGGCCUGUAAGAUGCGUCCCAGCCCCCUUCCUCUUCUCAUAUACUGAGUGGGAUACAGGCUCAGUGAAACGUAUAGGUCUAUGCGUGGAAGGAUGAGAAGUGAUCGAGGAAGAAAAGGCGUUCAUCAGUGCAUGCAACAAGGAGACUCUCUCUAAAUUACUGUUAGUAACAGAGUUUUUCAAACAGGCUGAUAACCAUGAUAAUUGAAAUCUCAUAUGAUAUACUAUUUAGUCUGUCGUAGGCAGCCCAAAAGAGGAGAAGAGGAUGAAAAUUUAGAAUAUGUCAGCCCACCCUCAAGAUAACUCAUCAGUUUUCUAUGACUACGAAGGAAAUUCUCAUGGAAUAAUUUAUUAUCGUUCAAAUGAUUUUAUUUCCUGUUCUUUGAAGACAAUCACGUCCUGUUCUUUAGUUCUGAAAUGGUAUUGUUGAUUCUCGGGGACGGAACCUUCGCAAAUUGAGAACAGUGGAUACGAUGCGGGUCUCAGGUAAGAGUCUGGCAGUAGAUAUUCGAUCUUGAAUUCAAUACCAGGCAAAAUGGUCAGUUUCAGUCGGUGUAAUAUUAAUCAACCUCUACCGUUUUCAACUUGGUUGUCCACAACAAAAGACAAAUAGAUUUAACAUUAAGAGGAUCAGAAUUUCUGGGGCUCAAUCAGAAAAAUGAAAAAGAUUGUGAAAGGUGAAUAUAUUAGGAAAUCUCAGAUCGAAUAAGAAUAAAAUCUAAGAGAAGUUCAACAAUAUCCCGCUGUACUUUUUGCCGCAACGAACGCAGAAAUUGGUCCAGCAACUCCCUGGAGAUGGAGAGGAAAUUGAUACCUCAGUAUAUGAAAACAAUCAUGAAGCUAUUUCCGGAACCAAAGAUCUCACGCCAUCUGGUUCUCGAGCAACCACGUCAUAGCUACGUAAUGAACUUCUGGAUUGGGAGUAA